Pedinophyceae sp. YPF-701 is the source of this 3489-nucleotide messenger RNA. Lineage: Eukaryota; Viridiplantae; Chlorophyta; Pedinophyceae. The record is from the annotation of a GenBank genome assembly.
AUGGAGGAGCAGUUCAUCGUGAGGUUCAAUGGCUACACGUCGCACGACGAGCUCAGGGAACGACUGACGGGCGUCCUGGGCCCGGAGACUGCCCCGCCUCCGUCGCACGGCAGCCUCGACGCAGGCGAACGCUCCCCGCGCACGUCCUGGGCGUGGGUCGAGCGCCCCGGGCCGAAACACGUCCCCACGGACUUCGCCGUCAUCACAGCGCCGCGAACCACCACGCGCGCGCUCUCCAGCAGGCUCUCCGCGGCGCCCGGCUUCCGUUCGGUGCACCUCGACUCCCGGAUGACGCGCAAGCUCAACUGGGUGCUGCGCGACCCCGUGACGGGCCGCGCGGAGCGGUACGCCGGGCGCAAGCGCACGGCCUUCUCGUGGGAGGACCCCGCGGCCAUGGCGGACGCGGCGCGGCUGCGCGGGGGCCGGAAGAUGCUGCGCACCGCCGCGAACACCAAGGUGACGCUGCGCAUGGGCGCGAGCGCGCUGUGGGCCAAGGGGUUCAAGGGCAAGGGCAUCAAGAUGGGCGUCUUCGAUACGGCGUUCCGCGGCGACCACCCGCACCUCAAGAACAUCAAGGAGCGGACGAACUGGACGACGGACAAGAGCGCCGACGACGGGCUCGGGCACGGCACGUUCGUUGCCGGCGUGGUGGCCAGCUCCGACUCCUCCUGCCCCGGGUUCGCGCCCGAGGUGGACCUGUACGCGUUCAAGGUGUUCACGGACGACCAGGUCUCGUUCACGUCGUGGUUCAUGGACUCGUUCAACUACGCGAUCUACCUGAAGCUGCACGUCGUGAACCUCUCCAUCGGCGGGCCCGACUACAUGGACCUGCCCUUCACGGACAAGGUCAACGAGGUGACCGCGGCGGGCAUCACGAUGGUGUCCGCCAUCGGGAACGACGGCGACCUGUGGGGCACGAUGAACAACCCCGCGGAUCAGAACAACGUCAUCGGGGUUGGCGGGGUGGACUGGAACGACGACCUCGCGGGGUUCUCCUCGCGCGGCAUGACCGUCUGGGAGCUGCCCGAGGGGUACGGGCGCAUGAAGCCCGACGUCGUCGCGUACGGCUCCGGCGUGAUGGGCUCGGCCAUCGAGGGGGGGUGUCGCGGGCUGUCGGGCACCUCCGUGGCGGCGCCCGUCGCCGCGGGGGCGCUCUGCCUCGUCGCGAGCACGGUGCCGGAGGCGCAGCGCGCGGCCGUGCUCAACCCGGGCGCGCUGAAGCAGGCCCUGGUCGAGGGCGCCCGGCGCCUCGACUCGUGGACUGUCCACGAGGUGGGCCAGGGCGUCGUCGAUCUCGAGAUGUCCGCGGCGAUCCUGAAGGACUACAAGCCGCGCGCCAGCCUGCAGCCGGCGAGCCUGAAGCUCACGGAGCCGCAGAUGUGGCCCUACUCGCGCACGUCGCCCUUUUACGGCCGCUCCCCCGUCGUGGUGAACGCCACCAUCCUCAACGGGAUGGCCGUGACGGGCACGGUGGUGGACGGGCCGACGUUCACGCCGACGGACGCCGGCGGCGAGCACCUCGACGUGCGCUUCGAGCACAGCGAGCGCCUGUGGCCGUGGUCGGGCUACCUCGCGGUGUUUAUCGCCGUAAAGGCCAGCGGGAAGGACUACACGGGGACUGCGCGGGGGACGAUCGCGUUCACGGUGCGGAGCCCGCCGGGCCCCGGGGGCACGGCGAUGCAGGAGAGCGAGGUGGAGGUGCCGCUGGAGGUGCACGUGAAGGUGCCGCCGCCGCGCGAGAAGCGCGUGCUGUUCGACGUGUACCACUCGGUCAAGUACCCGCCCGCGUACAUCCCGCGGGACGCGCUCGACGACACGUUCGAGCUCCUGGACUGGCACGGCGACCACCCGCACACCAACUUCAAGGCCCUCUUCGACACCCUGCAAUCGGAGGGGUUCGAGGUGGAGCAGCUGACGUCGCCGGCGACGUGCGUGGACCUGUCCCAGUACGGCGCGCUGAUCCUCGCCGACACCGAGGGGGAGUUCCUCGAGGGCGAGGUCGAGGCGGUCGAGGCCGCGGUCCGCGCGGGCCUCGGGCUGGUCGUCCUCGGCGAGUGGUACAACCUCGACAAGAUCCGCGAGGCCAAGUUCUUCGACGACAACACGCGCUCCUCCUGGGACGCCGCGACGGGCGGCGCGAACGUCCCCGCGCUGAACGAGCUGCUCAAGCCGUUCGGGCUCGCGUUCGGCGACACGGUGCUCGACGGCACGAUCCACAUUGACGGCACGACGCGGAUCCGCAGCGGGGCGCCCGUCGCCAAGGCGCCGGCGGGGACGGUGGUGUUCGAGGCGGAGGGGCUCGCGAAGACGCCGGGGACGGCGCCGCUGCCGAGCGUCGCGGAGAUGACGGUGCUGUCGAUGACGGACGUGGGGCAGGGCCGCGUGGUGCUGUACGCGGACACGAGCAGCGUCGACGGGGACUACAGGGCGCUGGACGGCAUGGGUCUGGUGGUCAAGAUGAUCAAGGAGGCGGUCGGGAGCGACACGGGGCUCGCGGCGCGCGGCCGGAAGAUCGCUUCGGACAUGGGCGCGCAUGAGGUGGUGAUUGCGCGCCCCCCGGAGCCAGAGCUGCCGGCUUCGCUGCUCGAGAACUGGAAGAAGGAUCUGCAACGGAACUUCUGCCACCGCAGCAGUGGGUGGUCGUUCCAGCCUGCGGGGGAGGACGGCGCGGCGACUGCUGCGGUGGAGGCGCGGAGCGGCAGCGCGACGCUGGCGGCGGUGAACGGGAGCGCUUCGGAUGGUGGGAUUGAGGAGGUGGACGGCACAGCGCCCCCUGCCGCGAGUGACGGCAACACAACCGCCGCGACGGGCAGCGAAACGGUCGCGGCCGACGUCGCGACCGCCCCGGCUGGCGACGUCACAGCCGAGGAGGCCGGCGCGAUGGCUGGCAACGCCACGGCCGAGGAGCCGGGCGCGAUGGAGGGGGCCGCGGGCACGCUGCCUGCAGACGCGGGCGCGGCGAACGUCACCGAAACGGAGAGCGCGCUGGCUUCCGGGACAGAGGCGCCGGAAACGACCAUCGCCACCACGACCGAGCCCGCGACCACGACGCCGCAGGGCACCACGGCGGCGCCAGCCACGACGGCGCUCCCCGAAACAACAGCGGCGCCAGCCACGACGGCGCUCCCCAAAACGACGGCGGCGCCCGCCACCACGCCGCAAGUACAGGCACACGCGACCGCGGGGCCUGUCAGCUCCUCCUCGGGCCAGGCCGCGUCAGGGAGCGACGAGUGGGGUGCUGCGCUCAGCAGCGCCAACAGCGGCGCAGCCGCGUCGUCGUUCGCGUGGAUGUCACAGAAGGGCGCGCCAGGGUUCAACGUCACGCAGAUCGUCGUGUUGCUGGGCGCCGUCGGGAUCCUCGUGGUGGUUGUGCGGGCGCUGAGGGUGCGGCGAGGGUACAGGUCGGUCCCCCGCGGGGAGGACGACGGGUCGACGGUGCGUUUGCGCAGCGGCGUCGAGGGCGGCGGGCGGCGACGACACGCGCCGUGA